CAGCACCUAGAUACUUCGUAUAGGCGUCAACAUCGAUGGUGCGUGUUAGUUGCGUGUUACGCCUAUCGAUAUUCCUACCUGUCGUCGAUAUCUACUCUCUUCAGCUUCAACAUGGAAGCGAUAUACUUUGGACGAUCAACUGAGAUUCUUUAAAGACACCGAACACAAUCCUUCGCAUCCUUGCUAGCGCUCCGGGCAAAAGAACAAGAUAACGCAUACUGACCGGCUGCUACAACAGGUUUCAAUUUACCCCACAUGAAUCGCACAAUGCCUUCCAAGGUGGAAUUGCGAAACGAUCUUCAAUCGCGCAUUGACGAGCAGUUAGUCAAAAUCAAGAAGAUUUGCGAGGCCCUAGAUGAAGAAUAUUGUGAAUUGGCCAAGCGUUGUAUGCAUCUCAAUGGUGUCCAGCCCAUUGGGAUGCUUCCACCCGAACUCCUUGUGCAAAUUUUCGAGAUAGAUCGGCGCUGUUCAAGCUCCUUUGAUAAGUACAAUUGGGUGCGACUGACGCAUGUUUGUUCCCAUUGGCGUGCAGUUGCUCACAAGACUCCUACUCUUUGGAGUCUCGUUAUUAUAUCACGACCUAUAUGGGCAAAGAAGAUGUUAGAACGAUCGACCCAGGCGCCGUUAGAAGUGGACUGGGAGAAAUCAAGUUCAAGUUGGACGCGGUGGACAGAUUCCCUGGCAUUUGCGAAACGAUUGUUUACAUCAAAUUCAUAUCGCAUAGUAGUGCUUCGCGUUUGCAUGGGCGUGAAGGACUACGCCGAAGUGCAGGCCUCUAUCCCAUCAUUCUUUCCCAUUCUUCGUGAUGUCUCGGUGACUGUUUGGUCACUGGUGUCUGGAGCUACGGUUGAAAUACCUACUUGGCCAUUGCAAUCGCCCUCCAUCAAACACAUAUCUUUCUGGGGCCACUGGGGGCGUCUUGCGUUAUCCGCUUUUGCUUUCCACGAUGCACUGGAAAGCCUGUCCUUCGGUUCGUUGAGCUCCUGCGGAAUUAUCGAUUUUCAGCUUCAGAGCGUUUUGUCGGCUCUCACCGGCGCACCUUCGCUCAGAAGAUUGACCUUGCUUGAUAUAUUUGGCGACGCUACCCAAGACCUGAGUCACCUACCUUCUGUUCAUCUACCACGACUUGACUCUCUACAUAUUCGAGAUCCUUUGGAGUGUUGUGUGUGGCUUAUCAAGCAAGUCAUAAUUCCGCCAACGGCCGAGAUGAACAUCAUUACUACUGCUGCUUCGGACGAGGAUAUAGCACAUCUCACGAUCACCCUGGCAGAAAAGCUGAAUACUCAAUACAGUUUACCUAUCAUUCGACUGUUAGUCGUGAAUGAACUGUCAGGGGGCGUUAACGUUGAUGGCUUCACAAGUGUAGAUGGUCAUCACGACACCGGACGACGGUUUAGUGUUAUCAUUUCGUCCAGUCUAGACACCAGAACAGUCCUGACUGCAUUUUGCCAUCGACUGCCCUUAUCGAACGUGCGAUCAUUGGAACUCGCUGGUAUGCCUGAUAACGCCGCAUUCCAGGGUACCAUUGCAGCCAUGCCUUACAUAGCUUCCCUGCAGUUGCGUGGUGCCUGCCUUGAUUCUCUCCCGAUUUUAUUAAAGUCAGAACUUGAGGAGGACGAUCGCAGACCAGGCGCACGUCAUGAACCUCCUCACUUGAUGCCUUAUUUACAACACCUCAUGAUUGCUGAAGGAUACCGGACUAGAAAUUUCUCCAAAGUCUGUGAGGAGCUGAAGCAUACAUUACGAGCCAGGGGCAUGGAUAGGUCGCUGUGCAUGACCAUACGAUUCAGCGGUUGUCGACAAUUCGAUAAGGCUGAUUACACCGCUCUCGUUAGCGCAGUCGCAGCUUUGUAUGAUCGCGAUAUUACGGAGAACCGAAGUGUUUGGAUCCAAGCCGCAGACGAACCGCCUGUCCGCUAUAGGGAUUUCAUCUGGCAGGACGACUGGGUGAAGAGAGCAGAUAAUUCACCGUCAUCUGUCGAUGCAGACACUGUAGGAAUUGCUUUUAAGUUGUACGUUGAGAAGUAGGUCCAUUGCAUUGAAACAAGGGUGAGUCCCUUCACUCUCCACCGAUAUCAACCCUAAGAUGUGGCCAUAGGAUGUUAUCUCGCACCCUUGAACACCAUCAUCAUGGUGGAAGAUAGUUUCAUAGAACUCCUAUCACCUGAGCCUCGUAAUGCGAAAGAAACGCCAGAUAUCUUCAUAGUAGUGUAUAAUCCAUAUCCAUUAGAAAUGUACAGAGGAAUUGAGCAAGUCAAUGUCUCAGCUCCUUGAGUUUCCUCGAGAAAGCCUCUCGGCACUGGUAAUGUGUCACCUCACCCCUAAGAGUAGAAAAAGUAAACACUCAUCGUCAGGAAUAACUGCUUUAUACACUCACCUAGGUGCAUGGACAGCGAUAACACUACCACCAAUACGUUUGUGGCAUUGCGGGC
Somion occarium is the source of this 2432-nucleotide messenger RNA. Lineage: Eukaryota; Fungi; Basidiomycota; Agaricomycetes; Polyporales; Cerrenaceae. The record is from the annotation of a GenBank genome assembly.